Molecule: messenger RNA, 1116 nt
Organism: Schistosoma turkestanicum
Lineage: Eukaryota; Metazoa; Platyhelminthes; Trematoda; Strigeidida; Schistosomatidae
Source: the annotation of a GenBank genome assembly
AUGAGUCAAAACCUCAAAGAUGAGAAACCUGAGUCAGAUCCACAGUCUGAAUUACUGCCACAUCAGUUACAUGAUUCAUCAACUGACCAAGUAACGACAUCAUCACUCUCACCGUCAAUAUCAUGCUCAACUACUAUGGAUCUGGUCUUAACUCAACCACCUGCUGUCCUACUUUCCAAACAUUAUGGAUCGAUUGCUGCAGGUCUUUCAAAGGCUCGUCUUACAGGUUUAGUCGUUUCAACUGCGCUAGUCGGUUGUGGUUUGGCAGCAUCGACUAGUAUGGUAUCACCUGAAUUCCUAGAACAUUGUUAUUCUACUACAGCUUGUCUAGCUCUUGGAACUACACUAACCAGUUCCGCUGCAAAUUCAAUUAAUCAGAUUAUUGAAAUUCCUUACGACAGCCAAAUGACGCGUACACGAAACCGUGUACUUGUUCGUGGUUUAACUACACCUGGUAAAGCAGCUCUUUUUGCCCUAUCUUGUGCUGGAUCUGGACUAUCAUUGCUUUAUUUCGGUGUAAAUCCUCUUGUUGCUUCAUUGGCUGCUGUGAAUAUGUUAUUGUAUACAUGUAUAUACACACCAUUGAAACAAGUUAGUCAGAUUAAUACAUGGAUUGGAGCUUGGGUUGGUGCUAUACCUCCAUUGAUGGGUUGGGCUGCAGCUACUGGACAAUUACAGUGUGGUUCAAUAAUGCUAGCAUGUUUGCUCUAUGUAUGGCAAUUUCCACAUUUUAUGGCACUCAGUUGGAAUAUGCGUAAUGAAUAUUCUAAAGCUGGCUAUAUCAUGACAUCUAUCAUCAAUCCGGAUUUAUGCAAACGAGUUGCUUUACGCUAUGCAAUUGCAUCAAGUUUAGUUUGUUUAGCUGGCGCUGGUUGCAGUGCUAUUAGUUUAGGACCAUGGGCUGGUUGUGCAUUAGGCAUCGGUUCAUUACCAGCUAAUAUUGGCUUGAUUUAUUAUGCAUGGAAAUUUGCCAAUUCCCAUUCAAAUGUUACUGGAGCUGAUGGAAGUGCUGCAGCUGCAAGACGUCUAUUUCGAGCAACAUUAUAUCAUUUACCUGUAGUUAUGAUUACUGUGUUAAUAGGUUCUUAUUUUUCAAUCAAUUCUGGACAUAUGUAA